ACCAAGUGAUCAUGGAAUGUCCUCGACGUUUGGCUGGGGAAAAUUUAGACCAAGGUGUUUAAAUUUUUUAGCCGAUUCAAAAUGCUUCCUUGUUGUUAUCAUGUUAUACACCAUAGGCGCAGGUGUAUCGAUGAACGGUUUGCCUGUCCUAAUCUUACCAAGUAUUGAAAAGAGAUUCAGUUUAUCGAGUAAAGAACUGGGGAUGAUUUCGGCUGCUAAUGACAUCGCCGCCCUUCUCUUCGUUGCUUUUAUCAGUUUUUAUGGUGACUAUGGCAACAAGAUCAAGUGGGUUGGAGGAGGAGCAUGUGUUGCAGGUUUCGGAGUACUUUUAUUCACUCUCCCUCAUCUCAUCAUUGGACCAUAUAACGUUCCUGAUUUCCAAGGAAGUAAAUCUGGAAUGUGUUUAUUGACCAACAAAACGUCUUUAUCGGAGUCUUGUGACCAGAAUAGUGGUGAAGCGAUGUGGUACUAUAUGAUGAUAUUCCUUAUCGCACAAUUUAUCCAUGGUGCUGGUAUCUGUCCAUUGUAUUCGCUGGUCCCAUCUUAUUUGGAUGAAAAUGUUGAACUAAAGCAAAUGCCUGUUUAUCUUGGUCUUUGGUACCUCUGCGCAUUCAUUGGACCAGGAAUUGGAAUAUUCCUAGGCGGGCAAUUUCUCAGCAUCUAUGUUGACGUCAAACAGCCAAGUGGAUCAAAUCUCACGCCAAAGGAUCAUCGCUGGAUAGGAGCGUGGUGGUUAGGAUUCAUUGUCUUUGGUUUACUAUUUCUUCUUCUGGCAAUAAUUAUAUCCGGUUUUCCCAUCUCGUUACCUGGAGCAAGGGAAAGACGCGAAAGACACAUACGGGAAGGGAAUUUGCAGAAAAAGGGCGGUAAAAAGGAAGCAAAGUUUAAAGAAUUAAUUCCUGAGCUGAAGUCUCUAAUUUUAAAUCGGACAUUCCUUUUUAAUUCUUUCGGAUUAUGUUUUGCGGCCACUUUCGUCACCGCUUUAACUCCAUUUUUGGGGAAAAUAAUGCAGCUAAAGUUUGACUUAGAUCCAGUGACCAAUGGAUAUCUGAUAUCAGCAAUUCUCACGCCGACAACAGUGGUUGGUGUUUUGAUUGGUUCAUUCAUUGCUCGACAGUUUUCAGUGAAAAGUGUAUGUAAAAAAUCCGCUCUCUACACAGCAAUCUCACAGAUAUUCACAAUCGCAAUGCCAUUUGCUAUACUAAUCCCAGGAUGUUUAAAUGUCAACAUGGCAGGAGUUUCAACUGUCUAUCGAGAUAGAACGAAUAUCUCCCGUGGCUCAGCAUUGACAGGUCACAGGGGCGAUAAACUCAUUUCUCAGUGUAACUUCAACUGUAGCUGCAGAAUAGAUAAGUUCAUACCCGUGUGUGGCUCUGACAAUAUUGUUUAUGCAAAUCCCUGCUAUGCUGGUUGUUCCGCUAAAUACAACAAUAAGACAUUUGGCAGUUGCUCGUGUAUAUUUGCUGGUCCUACCAAUACGGAUACAGCAAUACAAGGUUACUGCGAUCGUGAUUGUAAGAAUCUGGCCAUCUUUCUAUUGGUCAUCGCUGUCACUUCAUUAAUACGGUUUUCGUCCUUUAUUCCAAUGCAAACUGUUGUUCUUAGGUGCGUUCCAGAAGACAAAAGAGCUUUUGCAAUGGGAAUACAAUAUAUUAUGGCGAAGGCAAUUGCAUUAAUUCCAGGUCCAAUAAUCUUUGGUCAUCUAUUGGACCUUUGCUGCCGAUUGUGGCAAGAUCUCUGUGAUCAGAGAGGAAGAUGUUUCGACUACGAUGUUGAUCUUGCUGGAAGAAAUAUUUGUAUCUUUGGAGCAAUAUCAAUGGGUAUAUCGUCAGUGUUCUUUGUGCUUUCGUGGCUCUUAUAUCAUCCUAAAGAAAGUCUCGAUAGCACUGUUAUAGAAAACAAGAAAGCAGAAGGCAAAUCAAGUUGUGAAACUAUAAUGUAGUGUAAUUAUACUCUAU
Molecule: messenger RNA, 1958 nt
Organism: Dendronephthya gigantea
Lineage: Eukaryota; Metazoa; Cnidaria; Anthozoa; Malacalcyonacea; Nephtheidae
Product: solute carrier organic anion transporter family member 4A1-like
Exons: 9
Coding region: 17-1942 (641 amino acids)
Biological process (GO): transmembrane transport
Cellular component (GO): membrane
Molecular function (GO): protein binding; transmembrane transporter activity
Source: RefSeq, a predicted model, not a curated record